AUGUCAUGCAUGGCUCCACGUUUCCGGAAGAUAUUCUUUCCAUGGCUUUCGAGUUUGAGGUCGAGGUGGCGAGGUCGAGGCGGCGAGCACAUGUCAAUGCUUCGUUCACCGAAGAAAGACUCCAGCGGGCCGUGCCGUGAAGCACUGCCACUCUUAUCGCUCUCGCACACCGUGGCUCUUCUCUCUAUUCAAAGAUCGCACAUUCUGUUCUGCACCAACCUUCAUCACACGCGGACUGCUCUGUUCGUGACGAUGGCGAAGCGAGAACUCACGCACGACAGCCCAGACACACAAGAGCUCGAGCCUCAAGACGGCUCAGCACAGUACUAUGAGUACUACUACCAGGAUCCAGACUACGACGGGGAUGAUAGACAUCUACCAAACAUCAGCUCCGCUGCUGAAGGCAUCGACACCUCAUCUGACUUCGUGCUGUGCAACUAUUCGUGGCCGGAAGUACAGCGACUUGGUAUGCGCGCCUCGGUGGUUGCGGAUGGUGACGUUCACAUCUCACUAUCGCCUGAAGAAGAAGACACGAUCGUCUUGUCGAGCACAUUGCUGAAAGCGUCGCAUCCUUUCUGGAAAGCUAGCUUGCGCGACCGAUGGCUACCACAGAAGACGGUGACGGGCACCAACAUCAAGAGACUCGAGCUCGAGUUCUUGUCUCGUCGAGAGAGUAUCCUCGUUGGCAAGACCGCAAUAACCGCUCCCCAUCGUCGACAUGCCAUGUUCCUGGACACCCAAAACGAAUACUAUCGCGACUGCCUGCGCUAUUCGUGCGGUGAUUUCGACGAAGGUGCGUUAAGCCAACAUGUCGAUUGGACCGCAUUCAUCAAGGCCACGAUCAACGCCCACAAAAUUGGAUUCGCAAUCUUAUGUGGUCACCCCCUCAAAGCAUGGACAGGUCACCCGUUCGGACUCUCAGACGACUGGAUUAUGUUUCCAGACACUCCCACUCUGGUAAUACUGCGGCUGCUGGACUAA
Messenger RNA from Fulvia fulva, 981 nucleotides. RefSeq lists its product as uncharacterized. The transcript is spliced from 2 exons. Lineage: Eukaryota; Fungi; Ascomycota; Dothideomycetes; Mycosphaerellales; Mycosphaerellaceae. The record is from RefSeq and is a predicted model, not a curated record. The coding region runs from base 1 to 981 and encodes 326 amino acids.